Molecule: messenger RNA, 720 nt
Organism: Racocetra persica
Lineage: Eukaryota; Fungi; Glomeromycota; Glomeromycetes; Diversisporales; Gigasporaceae
Source: the annotation of a GenBank genome assembly
AUGGGUCUUUUACCUUCUCCAACUUGGGGCACCUUGACAAGUCUCGCAUUAUCUUACAUACUUACCCUCGGUGUUAUUCUUAUAGUAGAAAUUGCCUCGAGAAGUUUUAAUAUUCCCCAUUACAUUUCUCGUAAAAUAAUCCAUGUGUUUGCGGGAACUUAUAUAUUUAGUUUGUUAUAUAUAUUUGAACAAUGGGAAUACUUAGUGUUUUUGACUAGCUCUUUUGUGCUAUUAAAUUUCAUUUUUUUACAACUUAAAAUAUUUAAAUCGAUGGAUCAGGAAAAUGCGACAUUAGGAACUGUAUACUUUGCUUUUUCGGUUACACUCUUACUAUGGUGGUUCCAUGAAGGUUGGAAACAAGGAUUUCCUAGAGGUCGCGAAUAUAUUGCAGUUGCUGGAAUUGUCGCGAUGACAUAUGGUGACGCAAUGGCUAGUGUUAUUGGAAAGACGUAUGGAAGAAAUGGUUAUCAAUUAAUUGGGACGGAAGGAAGCCGCCGUACAUAUGAAGGAUCACAAGCAUUUUUUAUUACGACUCUAAUAGGGGUUCCAUUUUUUUGGUGGCUAAUGUCUCCUCCGGAAUUAACUACUACUAAGUAUUUUUCAGGAGCAUUAAUUUCUGCAUGUGUUGGUACUGCAUUAGAAUCUGUGAGUCCAUGGGGAAUGGAUAAUCUUUCGGUCCCACUUGGUGUGAGUCUUGUAUUAGCAAUUUUAGGAUAUUAG